Messenger RNA from Amoebophrya sp. A25, 698 nucleotides. The record is from the annotation of a GenBank genome assembly. Lineage: Eukaryota; Dinophyceae; Syndiniales; Amoebophryaceae.
GCAGGGACAGUGCCAAGUGGAAGCCGGCCUCCCUGAUCCGCAAGGACUUCUAGCAUCCUCCGCUACGGAAGAUGCUGCCACUGAUGAUGCUACUCAAGACGGUCCUCAAGAUGGUCCUCGGAAAGAAGAAAAAUGGCAAUCGCCAAGCAAGGAAAAUGAUCAAUCGCUGUCAUUCGACGAUGAAGUGGAGGCACUGACGCGCCUAAUUAACGAAGAUAAAGAGUUGCUUCUUGUGCAUGAUAUGCGACUGACGCAUACACUGAUGAGAGAUGAGGACACUGCUGUGUCAGUUUUGCUACCUUCAAAGGACACGUCGCUUACGGCUAGUGCAUCACUAUCCCAUGUGGACUAUGGUGAGUGGAGUCCUCCUUGAAUUGAGGGGGAUACUAAGGCAGAAACGCCGCGCAGGAUGAGACUACCCAAGUCCCUCUUGAUUGGAGGGGGAAUAAACCCACUCAACCACGGAUAGCGACUUGCCACCUUUAAGUCCCGUGAAGAUACAAAAGAAGAGGGACACGAGGAAAAAGACCCAUGGAUUCGAAUUUUAGAGGACACAUCAGAUAAUGGGGACAGAGGGCGCUCUUUUGACAAGCAAGUCGCGCAGAGUAACUCGGGGAUCCUUUGGUGGUUAAUACAAAAGGCUUUUCUUAAUAUUGUCGGCCCAGCUUUCGAGGAGUGGUGGUUUUCACUGGAUCGCG